Molecule: messenger RNA, 2343 nt
Organism: Vombatus ursinus (common wombat)
Lineage: Eukaryota; Metazoa; Chordata; Mammalia; Diprotodontia; Vombatidae
Gene: RBM47
Product: RNA binding motif protein 47
Exons: 7
Coding region: 278-2044 (588 amino acids)
Cellular component (GO): nucleus
Molecular function (GO): mRNA binding
Source: RefSeq, a predicted model, not a curated record
GUAGGUUACUUCCCAGUCGACUAUUUUGCCCUUUGCUGUGAAUGCUGUUCUUCUGAAGUGAUUUGACUUCAAACCCUUAAUACAGGAGCAUCUGGAGGACCCCACUAUUCACAGAGGCUCCCAGCUUGACCCUCACUCUGCACGGGAUCUCCUCUAUCUCAGAGGCAAAUAUUUUUGCCCAGCUGAAAUCCAGUCUUCUACCAGGAAGCCUGCCCUGAUCCCCCCUGAUGCUGUUGGUUUCCCUUGAUUUCAUCAAGUUUUGAAUGAUUUUGACAUAAUGACAGCAGAAGAUUCCACUACAACAAUGAGCAACGAUUCCACCAACAUGUCGGCAGCCAAAGUUCCUGAAGGUAUAGCUGGGGCACCGAAUGAGGCUGCCCUCCUGGCCCUCAUGGAACGUACAGGUUAUAGUAUGAUACAGGAGAACGGGCAACGCAAAUAUGGCGGACCUCCCCCAGGUUGGGAAGGGCUGCAUCCCCCACGUGGCUGCGAAGUCUUUGUAGGUAAAAUUCCCCGAGACGUGUAUGAAGAUGAGCUGGUACCAGUAUUUGAAUCAGUUGGACGUAUCUAUGAGAUGCGGUUGAUGAUGGACUUUGAUGGGAAGAACCGUGGCUACGCUUUUGUUAUGUACACUCACAAGCAUGAAGCCAAGCGUGCCGUGAGGGAACUGAACAAUUAUGAAAUCAGACCGGGUCGACUUCUAGGAGUCUGUUGCAGCGUGGAUAACUGCCGACUAUUCAUCGGCGGCAUCCCUAAGAUGAAAAAGAGAGAGGAGAUACUGGAAGAGAUCUCUAAAGUGACUGAAGGGGUACUAGAUGUUAUUGUGUAUGCGAGUGCGGCUGAUAAGAUGAAGAACAGAGGAUUUGCAUUUGUGGAGUAUGAGAGCCAUAGGGCAGCGGCCAUGGCCAGGAGAAAACUCAUGCCCGGAAGAAUCCAGCUGUGGGGACACCAGAUUGCAGUGGACUGGGCGGAGCCAGAGAUAGAUGUUGACGAAGAUGUCAUGGAGACUGUGAAGAUCCUGUACGUGAGAAAUCUGAUGAUUGAAACAACGGAGGAGACAAUUAAAAAGAGCUUUGGCCAGUUUAAUCCCGGUUGUGUAGAGCGAGUUAAAAAGAUCCGUGAUUAUGCAUUUGUUCACUUCACCAGCCGGGAAGAUGCCGUACAUGCUAUGAACAGCCUCAAUGGCACUGAACUUGAAGGCUCUUGUCUUGAAGUUACUUUGGCCAAGCCAGUAGACAAAGAGCAAUACACACGCUAUCAGAAGGCGGCCAAAGGAAGUGUAACAACAGAAGUAACACCUCAGCAGCCUAACUAUGUUUACUCGUGUGAUCCCUAUACAUUGGCCUACUAUAGUUAUCCCUACAAUGCUCUGAUUGGGCCCAACAGAGAUUAUUUUGUGAAAGCAGGGAGCAUAAGAGGCCGAGGGCGAGGUGCAGCUGGCAACAGAGCCCCAGGCCCUAGGGGAUCUUACCUCGGGGGAUACUCUGCAGGCCGUGGCAUAUAUAGCCGAUAUCAUGAAGGGAAAGGAAAGCAGCAAGAAAAAGGAUUUGAGCUUGUACCGAAUUUGGAAUUAUCUGCUGUCAAUCCAGUUGCUAUUAAACCCGGUACAGUGGCCAUCCCUGCUAUCGGGGCCCAGUAUUCCAUGUUUCAGGCAGCCCCUGCUCCCAAGAUGCUGGAAGAUGGCAAAAUCCAUACAAUGGAACAUAUGAUCAACCCCAUAGCAGUCCAACCAGACCCGGCGAGUGCUGCUGCCGCCGCUGCUGCUGCUAUCAUACCUGCUGUUUCAACCCCUCCACCUUUCCAGGGCCGCCCAAUAACUCCUGUAUACACAGUGGCUCCGAAUGUACAGAGAAUUCCUGCGGCUGGGAUCUACGGUGCCAGUUAUGUCCCAUUUGCUGCUCCUGCCACAGCCACGCUAGCCACACUACAGAAGAACGCCGCAGCUGCAGCCGCAGUUUACGGAGGUUAUGCUGGCUACAUACCUCAACCAUUUCCUACUGCUACAAUUCAGGUUCCCAUACAUGAUGUCUACCAGACAUACUGAGAUUGAGGGGGGUCAUGAAAACAAACAAAAAACCACUGAAGGAACACUUUACUAUUUAUGAAGAAAGUACCUACUGCAGAAGAACAUGCUUGAACUUUAAUAAAUAUAUAUAAAACCCUGAAAGUGAAGAAUGUUAUCAAAUAUUAAUGUUGAAAUAUUUUAUACUCAUGAAGUCACUAGUUUUUGUGACUUUUAAAGUGAAUGCACCUGUAUUCAUUCCUACAUUUCUCAGAGAGUUCAACUUGUGAUGCCUUAAUAUGAUCCCUACUCACAUGUAUACAAUAGUAUGUUUAUAAAGG